AUGCUAGCCCUUGAGGCAUCCGCUCUCCAUGUUGGUAGGCGAGAAGUCACGACCAAGCCGCCCCAGUCUAGCUCCACGUCUUCGCCAUCAUCCAAAACUCCCACAACUACCACCACAACUACCCUCAGCCCGGCACAAGAAACCAACAAGGAUGCGCUAUGCAACAAUGGCUUUACCCGUGAGAACUGGGUAAAGUAUGAAAUGGAUUACUGGUUGGACUACUGUUUACAAAAUGAGCUCGACACCUAUAGCUCUAUCGAGGACUUGGUUGGACGAUCUAUCGUGCUAAUGCAAAACGCUACCAUGAUGGUCGUCGAAAAUGCGAUCAACGUUGCCCCCGAUAAUAGCGGAUCGAAGACUGGAAACUAUUGGUAUGAUUUUACAACCAGUGCCCCAUACCUCAUGCGAAAUGGCUCGUUCGCCGUGGAAUUGCCGAAUUACGACUAUAAUAUCCUAAGCGGCGAACUAACACAGUACAUCAACUCGAGUGCUGUGGCUGCUGCUUGGGUUCAGCAAAACGUCUUCAUUGCAAAGCGCACCGACGACAUCUCCGGUACAGCACCCUGUGAUAUGGACCUCGAUAAACUUGACGGCGCCCGCGCGUGCUCACCUGAUGGGAGCACUGCAUAUUUCUUCAUGGUCAGCCAGGAGUUGGUACCCUCAUAUGCCUGGGGUGACUAUUCAGGUACUCCCGGAGUGUCAGACGUCGGCAACUAUGGGCUUGAUCUAUAUACUAUGGCUACGGCAGCGGAGUGGGUUCAGGACAACUACUACAAUUCUACGGGAUACUUCCCUAAUGUUUCGCCUACCGACAUGGUCAAGGACUUCACGUCCCAGUACGAUCCUCUGCCAAAUGGCUACUUUAUCAACAUCCCCGUCAUGGAUGCAGAUGGGUUGAGUCCCCCAGAUCUCUACGACCAGGGCGGCGACGAUCUAGGGACUGAGGCCCUCUUCAUUGUCGAAGUCAUGAACGAGCUUCCGAAUCUUGACAACUGGCCAUACUCAAUUGACUAUAAUUGA
Penicillium riverlandense is the source of this 1020-nucleotide messenger RNA. RefSeq lists its product as uncharacterized. Lineage: Eukaryota; Fungi; Ascomycota; Eurotiomycetes; Eurotiales; Aspergillaceae. The record is from RefSeq and is a predicted model, not a curated record. Bases 1 to 1020 code for a protein of 339 amino acids. The transcript is spliced from 2 exons.